AUGAGGAGCCUACUGUUGGUCCUUGUGGUUCUUGUCUUGCUCUCCUGUGUUCCAGCAGUUCGGGGCGGCGUGAAUAACGAAAUAAGACAAAUGUAUUAUUCAUGUUGGCGAACGAGGGGUGUUUGCAAGACAUCGUGUGCAUCAAAUGAAUUGUUUCAUAUCCUCUGUGAUGACAUCGAUGUGUGCUGCAUAAAACCAGAACAUAUGCCGCCUUUGGUUGAGCCUGAGCAUCAGCGCCACUGGACAUUGGUCUGGUCACCGUCCUUUGGUGACUCCAUUGGGAUGGGCGUCAUCGGAUCUGGGGACAGUGGUUGUUCUGGGAACAGUGGUCUGGGUCUUGCCAGGGUGAACGCCAUCCGGCUUGAAGGAUUCUGGAUCUUCACUCAAUUCCAGCGGUUGGGUCACACGAUCUGCAGAUACUUCCAGGUGCUGCAGAACUACAUGGGCUUUGGCUGGAUUCGGUAA
Dipodomys ordii (Ord's kangaroo rat) is the source of this 465-nucleotide messenger RNA. It is a transcript of the gene Defb135, whose product is annotated as defensin, beta 135. Lineage: Eukaryota; Metazoa; Chordata; Mammalia; Rodentia; Heteromyidae. Gene Ontology annotation, biological process: innate immune response. The record is from RefSeq and is a predicted model, not a curated record. The coding region runs from base 1 to 465 and encodes 154 amino acids. Gene Ontology annotation, cellular component: extracellular region. The transcript has 4 exons.